UCUGGAGAAGAAUACCUUCUACUGGCCAUGCAUCCCUUAAAGUGGUCACUUGUGCUGAUGGCUGCACUUAGUUGCUGGGCAGGUGACAAAGACAAGGUUUCGGUGUCACAGCAUCCCAGAGAAAUCAACGCGUCGGUUGGAAUGGCAGCCAUGAUUGCCUGUGAGGCCAAUUACCACAGAGGGACUCCUGAACACACAGACAUGUACUGGUACAAAGGUGACAGGUGGGAUCAGCCAAUCCUGGCCUUUUCAAAGGACUCCACGUCCCUGUCCAGUCAAGAUAACCACCUGUACGUGCGUGGCAAUCUCUCCAAAGUUUAUAGCAUCCUGAUCAUUGACAAUCUGACACUGAAUGACUCCGGCGUUUACGUUUGCGAGGUAUCAGUCUCUCUACCUCCACCUCAUGUGACUGGAUAUGGAGAGGGAACCAGAUUAACAGUGCACGAGUCAAAUUCAUGUCAGACAUCGAAGGCCCCGCAAGAGAUGUGGCAACACACAAUUUUUCUAGCCAUUUUAGCUUAUAGCCUAGCUGUCACUAUUACGACGGUAUUACUUGGCGUCUUCGUGUGCGUCCAUAAGCAUUCAAAGAGCAAGCCGAAUUGUAAAAAAGCUCUCAGAGGUCAAGAGGAAUCCAACCUGACUUCUUUCAGAGAAUGUGCGUUACCUCUGAGUACAGACCGGGCCAGAGAGGCACAGAAUCAGGAGUAUGAAGACAUGGCACUCAUCAGAACCAUCAGUCAGAUACCAAGAUAAUGCAAGUUAAUAAUGCAAAUUCUACAGUGUGCAGUCCUAAGCUAUCCGCAAUAAGUGUUGGUUGGCUAAUCCACAUAUAUUUGAAGAACUAAAUUCCCUCUAUAGAAUUUCAGCUGUACUGCAUAAGUUUUUAUUUGGUAUGAGUUGGUGAACAUUAAUGUGAGGUGUCUUAAUUUGGAAAUAUAUUAUGCUCAAACCAUGAAAUCACCAGGAAAAGGCUAGAUUAGCAAAGAACGGGAAUCAGACAGCACUGGAAGCUGCUUGAAAGAACUGCCUAAUUAAUCCAAUUCCUCCUCAGAAAAGAUUUACAAGGAUG
Messenger RNA from Rhincodon typus (whale shark), 1069 nucleotides. Its product is annotated as cytotoxic T-lymphocyte protein 4-like. The coding region runs from base 28 to 753 and encodes 241 amino acids. Gene Ontology annotation, biological process: regulation of T cell proliferation; T cell receptor signaling pathway. The record is from RefSeq and is a predicted model, not a curated record. Gene Ontology annotation, cellular component: external side of plasma membrane. The transcript is spliced from 4 exons. NCBI's taxonomy places the organism in Eukaryota, Metazoa, Chordata, Chondrichthyes, Orectolobiformes, Rhincodontidae.